This is a messenger RNA of Odontomachus brunneus, 1942 nucleotides long. Its product is annotated as facilitated trehalose transporter Tret1-like. The transcript has 5 exons. Gene Ontology annotation, molecular function: transmembrane transporter activity. The record is from RefSeq and is a predicted model, not a curated record. NCBI's taxonomy places the organism in Eukaryota, Metazoa, Arthropoda, Insecta, Hymenoptera, Formicidae. Gene Ontology annotation, cellular component: membrane. Gene Ontology annotation, biological process: transmembrane transport. Bases 139 to 1527 code for a protein of 462 amino acids.
GCAUCCUUAUCGGAAUGUAAAUGCACUCAUCUCAGUUCUUCCUCGUCUUGAAAGUACCGAUCUCGAAGCUACCGGGGUCAGUCCAAUUCCAUCAGGACGCGUAAUAUGUGCUUUACAUCCUGCACAUCUUGAAGGAAGAUGUCCUGCACCAAGGAUCCAGAAGUGCUCGACAAAAGGAAGAUCACCGUUUGGCCGCAAUGGCUGGCUGUCUUUACGAUUGGUUUGGAAGCUAUUGUUAGUGGAUUAGCGACUGGCUGGGCCUCACCGUAUUUAGCGCAAUUAACAUCGGCUGAAAUGGACAUGCCGUUGAGGCUAACCGACACCGAGGCUUCCUGGGUGGCGUCCUUUCUGAAUAUUGGACGUUUGAUCGGGGCGCUCCUUGGCGCUUUUUGUCAAGAGUUCGUUGGACGAAAGAGGGUACUGCUGUUGUCGGGAUUGCCGUUAGCUUCGAGUUGGAUCUUCACCAUCUGCACCACAUCGGUCACAUGGUUAUAUUGGUCCAGAAUCUGCUCUGGGAUCGGAUCAGGCAUGUUUUGGCCCGCGAUGUCCUUAUAUCUCGGCGAGGUCGCUGAUCCCACGAUUCGAGGCUCGCUGAUAGCCAUGAACGUGAACGCAGCAUCCGUGGGUCUGUUCCUGGGCAAUGCGAUGGGUCCUUAUCUGUCCAUAGAGAUGUUCGCUUACGUGAGCCUCGUGCCGAAUAUCCUCUUCGUGGCCCUCUUCAGUCUGAUACCUGAGUCGCCCUAUCAUUACGCCCUUCAUGGCGAUAUUGACGAAGCCGAGGCAUCUCUCAAGUGGUUUCGGCGAGAGUCUGACGUCAAGGCCGAAUUGCAAGAGCUCCAGGAUUUCGUCAACGGCGCUGCUACCAGUAUCCUGACGAAACUGAAAGAUCUCCUACUACCAGCGAACUUGAAAAGCAUGUUGAUCAUGUCCGGCCUAAACGUCUUUGUGUAUGCGAGCUCAUACAACACGAUAAAUUCCUACGCGGAAAUUAUCCUGAUUAACAGCGGGGUGAGCAUCACUCCGUCGAUCAUAGUGAUGGUGUUGGGUUUCUCCACGAUUGUCGUCGGCUCCACCGUUACCUUCCUGGUGGACAGAUUCGGGCGGAGGAAUCUUCUGAUAGUUUCCAGCUUCGGCGUUGCCGUUUCACUCGUCGCUCUUGGCCUGCAUUUCUACCUCCUCUCCCUGAAUUUGAAUCCUGAAAUACUGACGUGGUUGCCAAUUACAUCUUUGCUGUCCUUCAGCAUCUUCGUAUCCUACGGUCUAGUCCCGGUGCCUAGCACUCUUGUAAGCGAGAUGUUCCCGGCGAAUUUCAAGAACGUGGCGUCGCUUUGCAUCGCCUUGGGAAACGCGACGUUCGCCUUCGUAUUUGCCAAGACCUAUCAGCCUUUCAUCGACAUAGCUGGAGAAACAACUGUCUACUGGAGCUACGGAUUUUUCGUGUUACUAGCGGUGCCUUACGUGUGGUAUUUCAUUCCCGAAACGAAGGGCAAAAGCUUACUGGAAAUUCAACAAACCACCAAGCAAUAGAUCGUCGCGGAGGAUCGAUGAUUAUCGAAAUCAACUUUUACAAGAAGUCAAAAAUUUGACGUCGAUUAUAAGCGUUGAUUAUGAGUCUAAGAGAAAACCGAUGGUGAACUUGGCUAAGAAUUUAUAAUAAAAAAAGUAUGACAAUCCUAGAACGUUCUAUAUAAAUUCGAAGUUUCAAGCAAUGAGUUAGGAAUUUGGAUAUUGGAGGAUCUCGGGAACUUGGAAUUAAACUAUUAAGCUGAUAUACUGACCCUCGAAAUCUUAAUCACAAUUCACAAUUUGAGAUUUAUGAGAUAAUACAAAUAUUUGUAUAUAACGAUAUUUUACAAAUCGAAUGGUUAUUUGAUUUUUAAAAUAUACUGUAACACACACGCUGCGCGUGCAAUAAUAAUACUUACGACACGAUUAAUUUAAA